This is a messenger RNA of Carassius auratus (goldfish), 1585 nucleotides long. Its product is annotated as RAD51-associated protein 1-like. The record is from RefSeq and is a predicted model, not a curated record. Gene Ontology annotation, biological process: interstrand cross-link repair; double-strand break repair via homologous recombination. Gene Ontology annotation, molecular function: single-stranded DNA binding; double-stranded DNA binding. NCBI's taxonomy places the organism in Eukaryota, Metazoa, Chordata, Actinopteri, Cypriniformes, Cyprinidae. The transcript is spliced from 10 exons. The coding region runs from base 248 to 1294 and encodes 348 amino acids.
GCGGGUUGCGUUUAUGGUUUCGUUACAUCAGCUCUCACCAAAACAACAUUCAUAUAAAGCUUAUGACACAGAUGCAGACUUUUUAAGUGACCGUUAUGUUUUCAAAAGUACAGUUAUAAAAAAUUAUGAUUGCUGGUUGUUCUGCAGCAUAACUUUAAGUGAGUUAGAUACAAAAGGUUUUUAAAAAUCUCCGGUAGUCGUUCACAGGGCAUAACUUGACGUUUUAUUUUCUCUUUUGACCUAAAGAAUGGACCGAUCAUCCAGAGAUAAGAAAGCUGUCAACUACGCAGUCUUCCAAGAUGAUGAUGAUGAUGAAGAUUUUGCAUGUGUGAAGCCUCCUCCCAAAAAACCUCGAACAGCCACCAAAGACCCUAAUUCUUCGAGAAACCACAAAACUACAAGUGCAUCUCCAAAUGAAGUCGCUGAUCUAACCAGCUCAGGAAGCAGGAAGAGGACGUCUGUGGAUGAUAAACUUUAUGAAAGAGAAUUAGAGGCAGCUCUGUUGUUAUCAUUGCUGGACACAUCAAGAACACAGGACGGAGAGCCUACAACCAAAACCGAUGAUAAUGAAAGAUCUCAGCCUCUUCAGUGUUCGCCACCGGUUCUUAUACACUGUACUUCAGAGGGCAGUCAUUUAGUUGGCGAAGGUCAGCCUGCUCCAGAAUCUCCUCCAGUGCUGUCAAAUUGUAGCAUUGAUGGCAGAAGUUUAGGGCUGAAUCUGAUCAGUAUAGACGCCUCCCCUACCAGUGUUUCUAAACCGAAGGAAACCUCAAGGAAGCAAAGAAAACCACUGCAGGAGAAGAAGGACAACAGAGACGACGAGGACUACCAGCUUGAGAACACACCAGAUUCAGAGAGUGAUGCAGACUUCACUGAAGAAGAUGAGAGUGAAGACGAGACAUUCACUGUGAAAAAGAAAAAGGCGGCGUUGAAACAAAAGACAGAAAAAAAGGCACCACCGGCUGCGAAGAACAAGACAGAAAAAAAAGACAAAAAGCCAACAAAAGCCUCAAAAGCUAAAAGCUCGGCUCCCAGCCCAGCGAUCUGUCGGAGUCCUGCUGCUUCUGUGUCUGGACUGAAGAAGACGCCCACUACUCCGCCUCUCUCUAAACCUGCAGCCUGCUCCAGUCCUGCAGGGGCCAGACUGCCUAAGUGGACGCCCCCUGGUCAGGUUGGUCGGAGUCCAGGCGCGUCUCAGAAUGCACAUGUGAAGUCUCCCGGACAGGGACUGCGUUUAGGACUUUCCCGUCUGGCUCGAGUCAAACCCCUUCACCCUAAUGCUGCUGCAAACUAAGUUAAAACAAGCUUGUUUUAAAGAAACAAUGUCAUCGAAAGGUUUCGGUAACUCAUAGUGCAUGGGGCAUAUCUUGGUUUUCAUGGUUUGAGAAAAAUGGUAAGAAGUCUGUUUUCAGAAUGGAUAUUUUAUACUGAAAUGUGUCCAGAAUUAAGACCUUUUAUUCCUCACUUACAAUAUUAUUUAGGGAAGAAAUACCUUUUUUGUUUUGCUUGAAAUAUAUGAAUGUCUUUUUAAUGGUGUGUUUUAGCUUUGUAAAUAUCCACUUUUUGAUAAAUAAAGAUUGUGUAA